Messenger RNA from Anolis sagrei ordinatus, 2664 nucleotides. RefSeq names its product nuclear factor of activated T cells 2 interacting protein (gene NFATC2IP). The record is from RefSeq and is a predicted model, not a curated record. NCBI's taxonomy places the organism in Eukaryota, Metazoa, Chordata, Lepidosauria, Squamata, Anolidae. Gene Ontology annotation, molecular function: protein binding. Gene Ontology annotation, biological process: cytokine production; positive regulation of transcription by RNA polymerase II.
CAAUGGCAUGCGCCUGGGGGCGGGGCAUGCUGGGUGUCGGGACCAAUGAGGAGAAGCAGUUCCUGCGAACAUGGCGGAGGUGGUGUGUGUGAGCUCCAGCAGCGACUCAGAGGCUGAGGUGAUCCCGAGGAAGCCUCCUCCCAAGCGGCGCCGCAUCAUCACAGACAACACCGUCCCCGCCGUCCCUGUUUACUCCAGCAAGGUUCAAAAGAGCUUGCAUCUUCUUCCCAAGUCUCUGACACUGUCGUAUAUACCCCAAAUCCUCAAUGCAUCAGACGAUGAGGAAGAAACAAUUCCUUCAGAGAACACUCAGGUGGUGGAAGAAACAAGAUGUCAAAAUAAGUCGCCCUCACCUCCACCUCCACCUCGGCCAAGAAGAUAUUGCCGUAGAGACAAAAUCCUUAAACAGAGGCUUGAGAGUCUGACUUCCUCUCUCUCAGCUGCCAAGAAGAGUUUGCAGGAUGAGGAAACAGAUGCAGAUACUAAUGAUGUGAUUCUGAUUGAUGCUUCUGACUCCCAGGAGUUGUUGCUGAAAGUCCGAUGUCGAGCUGACCUCCACAGAGUCUCAAUCCGGAUGACAGAUCCCCUUCAGAAGGUGAUUGAACACAUGGGGCAGACACUGAAAGUUCCCCCAAACAGAAUACUUCUCCUGCUUCGUGAUCGAGAACUUGCAGCUGAUGCAACUCCUGGCAGACUAGGUCUGGGUGUGGCUGAUAUUGUGGAUUGCAUAGUUGAAGCAAAUAACAAUCAGAAUAGUGACUCUGGAAACCUGCGGCUCCGAGUGCAAGGAAAAGACAAAAGCUCUGAGAUGGAGAUAGCUGUUCAGAAGGAAGAGCCAUUGCAAGUGCUUAUGAAUCGUUACCGCCAGGCCCAGGGUCUUGGCAAACGCAAGCUUGUCUUCCAUUUUGAUGGACAGAAGUUAAUGGAAACUUGGACUCCUGAAGAAUUAGGGAUGGAGUCUGGGGAUGUAAUCGAAGUGUGGAGCUAGAAGCCACCUCUUCAAAGAGACCGUGGUCCCUGUGAUUCCUGCUUUGAAAGGCUUCAUUGCACCUCAGUAAUUCCUCUGGGUUUGAUCUUCAUUGUGACAAAUGAAUACGACUAAAAUGAUUUCUUUUUUCUAUAAGAACAAAGAUGGGACACUUGCUCCACUUGAAUUAAGCAUUCUUUGAACUCCUGAAGGCCACCUCACCUGAUUUUCAGCUCCUCCAGAGGUCAUUGUGCACUAUUACAGAGGCUGUUUUGAAGCAUUGCAAGUCAUGUCACAUCAGUUCUGGUUGUCUUUGAGAACUUGUUUGGGUAUUUUUAUGUUUCAGGAUGGGGGCUCCCAAAAUAGCAUUUCUGACCAUCCCAGAGUUCGUGGGAUUGGAGUAUGUAUGGAUUUGUAUGUGUGGGGAUGUCAGGGAUCCCUAGGUCUGCAUUGGAUUCCUCCAAGGUCAACAUAUCUCUUCCUCCACUCCCCCACCUGUGUCAAGACACAAGGAAAACAGUUAUGUAGAGUUUGUAUCAUUGUAAACCUCUCUAUGUCUAUUGUUUGUCAUCUUGCUCUAUAUCCGGAUGCAAAGCGAAGGGCUACUUUGCCUAGGAACAAUGACAGCAGUAUUUGUGUUCACUCAGUCAUUCUUUUCUAAUCAAUGUUUCUCUUCCAUUUGUUUUUUUUAAAAAAAAAACCUGUAGAGCCCAUUAUCUUUUUCUUUGUGUCCUUUAUGUUGAAGCAACUACAACGUAAAAUGAACCAGACAGCUUAAAAGCUAUGUACUUUUAAACAUUAUAAUAUCAUAGCCAUUUUAAUUCAUGCCAGGUUUCCCUAUACCAUUAAGCUUUUUUCAGUGCUGCACAUCAUGUUCAGGAUCCUUCCUGCCAAGGAGUAGUAUACGUCCCUCCAGUCAAACAACAAAUGACAAUUCCCACAUGGGGACUGUGAAAAUUACUGUUGGAACUGUCAUAUUUUAACUAUGCAACCAUCUUGCCUUCAACAAGGGAAAUGGUGGUGCUUCAGACAAACCCUAUAAUGUCUCACAAUUGACUAUGCUAGUUAAUAUAUCAGUCUCAAUAUCUGGGGAUUCACCUCUGAUCUACAGCAUCAGUUUCAAAGUCAAACCUGUCUGCAGAGCUAAGGAGACUUAGGGCCCUUUCACACAGCCAAAUAACUUAGAAUAUCAAGGCAGAAAAUCCUGCAAUAACUGCUUUGAACUGAGUUAUCUGUGUCCACACUGCCAUAUAUUCCAGUUCAAAGCAGAUAAUGUGGGAUUUUAUUCAGCUAUGUGGAAGGGGCAUUGGGCCUCUUCUACACUGCUAUAAAUAAUCCAGAUUAACUGCUUUGAAUUGGAUUUUAUGGCAGUGUAGACUCAUAAAAUCUAGUUCAAAACAAAUCAUGUAGAUUAUCUGAUUUGAUAAUAUGGAUUAUAUGGCAGUGUAGAUGGGCCCUUAGUUUUUGGACUCUACUUCUCCUAGAACUGGCCUAGCAUGAUUCUAAGAGUUGUAGUUCCACAAUGUAAUUUGUGUUUGAAUUUCAUACAGUGCCUUCCUUUAGCUUUUCUAAAGUAUCAACCUUAUUUAGUCGUUAUUUAUUUCCUCCCUCUUUCUCUUUUGCAAGUGUUGGAAAAAUAGCACACAAGAUUUAUAAAAUCCUCUUCUCCAAAUAAAGCAAAACUAGCCCUGCAGUAA